AUAUCGCCACCUGCUGGAACCACUUCUAAGAACAAAGUGUUUCCUGUGUCCACUUGAUUCUACACAAUUCGGUGAUUUGUCAGCAUUUAUUUACGCAGAGAUCACGCAGUUCAAUCAAUCGGUCUCGACCGACAACGACCUGUGUCGUCAGCCUUGUAUGACAUUAGUGUCGCACUCGUCAUCAUCCAAAAAUACCGGUCGACGGCAGAAUAGUCGAGAGGAAGAUCGGCGAAUCCGUUAGAGCAAAAUCGCACGUCAUUGAGAAGGAACGAUAUCUUGAGAUUACCGUUCCAUCGAAAUGGAUACGACGAAGUUGGUCAAGAACGACAUGGAGCUGCCUCCGUUGCGCAGUCUGGACGACUUCUUAUUAGAAUCCGCCCGCUUUCAAAUACCAAAUCUCAAAGACUUGGAGAAAUGGGGUCACCGGGUGGUUAACAAUCUUCUUUACUAUCAGACAAAUUAUUUUUUCAUGUCUGUCAUUAUCUUUCUCAUCGUUGGAUUGCUUCAUCCUGUUAAAAUGCUUGCUGGUAUAUUUGGAAUGAUGAUAAUCCUGGCUAUGUUUGGUUAUAUGUCGAUGGAGGGAAGCUCUGUACAUUUGUUCAAAAAGCAAUAUCCUGUGGUUGGAGUGUUGAUUAUAAUAUGUGGUGGAAUUUUCGUAACGUAUUGUCUGGGAUCUCUCUUAGUUUUCUUGCUGGGCAUUUUAUUACCUUUCUGUGUAACAUUUGUGCAUGCCUCGCUGAGAUUAAGAAAUAUGAAAAACAAGCUUGUCAACAAAAUUGAAGGCAUUGGUUUGAAACGUACACCCAUGGGUGUGCUUCUGGGCUCUCUCGAAGAUGUGACUGGUAUGACCUUGCGCGCACAGUCAUCACUCAUACAACCGCCUCACUAAUAUCCUGCUUUGCACAACAAGUUGUAUAUUAAAUUGGUAAAAAUUAAUGUCAAGCAUUAAUAUUUGACGCCAUUGCUACCUUAAUCAGAUCAUAGGGCUUCACACAGUACUAUCAUGGUGAGAUAAGUCUUGUAAUAUUUUUGAAAUAUAAAAUAGACAUAUAUCUGUGAUUAGGAAGAAGAAAAAUCUAUUCUGUGAUCUCUAAUCAGAGAAUUACAUUGUUUAAUGAAAUCAAUGAAUUACUUUAUGUUAAUAAAUAUUCAACAAUCAAAUUUA
Linepithema humile (Argentine ant) is the source of this 1165-nucleotide messenger RNA. It is a transcript of the gene Jwa, whose product is annotated as PRA1 family protein Jwa. Lineage: Eukaryota; Metazoa; Arthropoda; Insecta; Hymenoptera; Formicidae. Gene Ontology annotation, cellular component: membrane. The record is from RefSeq and is a predicted model, not a curated record.